AUGAGGCACAGCGAGUAGGCGGCGGCCGAGAUGGAAAACUUCAGCGCGACGUGCCUGUGGAUGGUUUUGGCGUCGCAUUUGUUUUUUCUGCCACCGACAGGGCGGUGCAAGCCCGUCAUCUCCCCCGGCGGGCCUCACGUCGUCGUCCCCAAGCGGGGGAGGCUGGAGCUGCGUUGCCGUGACAAUGCCACCGCGUCCACGUUGAGGUGGCAGAGGGAAAAAGCUCGCAGACUGGAGGGGGAGGCCGACGAGGGCGGCGCGGCUGUCGUCAAGGUGCCGGCGGCGCAGGCCUACCACAUGGGCCGCUACGUCUGCGUCAACAACAACACGCUGGAGCGGGCCUCCAUCUACGUAUACGUGAAAGACCCCGUCAACGCCUUCCAGCGCACCAUGGUCAACGGCAUCCUGGUGCGCGCGGGCGAGAACUGCACCAUCCCCUGCCUGGUGACCAACCCGGAGGUCACGCCGGUGGCCUUGCGGACGUGCGACGGCCGACCUUUGCCCUCCGCCAUGAGCUACUGGACCCACCGCGAGCAGGGCGUCGUCAUUGGCAACGCCAGGAAGGACUUCGAAGGCUGCUACGUGUGCGUGGGGCGGCUCGGAGAAGAUCAAGUGACUUCCAGCCAAUACACCGUAGACGUGCGCCUAGUUCCAGAAGUGCUUCCGGUCAUCACGUUGUCCCAGAGGGAGAAGGUCAUCUUACGAAAAGGAGAAAACUUUGAGCUGACUUGUAGCUCCUCCAACGUCAACCCAGACUUCAACGUCAAGUGGGACUACCCGUCCACAGCGCAUCCGGACGAGGCGCACACCUCGCACAUCCUGUCCGGCUCUCGGGGUUAUCAACGCGCCACCCGGCUCUCGAUCGGACGGGUAAAGCAGUCCGACUCGGGGACGUACCGCUGCUCGGCCCACAACGAGAGAGGCGGCAGCUCCACGGCGCUGCGCCUGGACGUCUACGAUAUCGGGUUCAUUACCACGUUAAGCCACCCAAGUCCCGUCCAGGCCGGCGUCCGAGAAGGGGAGAGCCUGAAUCUCAGGGUGGAGUUUGAGGCCUACCCGUCACCCGCCGUCCUGUCCUGGUUUUACGACGGCAAGCGGCUGCUCAACACCACAGAGCACGUCAUCACCGUCCACCGACACAAAUACAGGUUCAUGAGCGAGCUGAAACUGGUGAGAGUUCUUGGCUCGGAAGCCGGCAUCUAUAAAUUCUCCGCCAGCCACGAAGACGCAUCGGUCGAGCAUUUAUUUCACGUAUAUGUCAAUAGUAAGCCAGUCAUCAUCGCACAGGAAGGGCCCGUCGACGGUCAGGUGCGCUGCGUCGCCGCCGGUCACCCGGUUCCAAAAAUCCGAUGGUACAUCUGCGACGUCCCCCACACAAGGUGCUCGCACCUGCCCAACGCCACCCAAUGGGAGACCGCGGACGUCGCCACGGUGACAGAGUCCGCCUUCAGCCGGAGUGAGGUGGAGAGCCGAGUGAAUAUCAGCAAGGAGCACGGCAACUUCCGCACGCUGGAGUGCGUGGCCUCGACCGAGCGAGAGGAAGCUUACGCGCUCUUCUCCAUCAGCGAGCGACUGGUCCCGCACAAACUCUUCACCCCGCUUCUAACGGGCAUGGUGGCCACCGGCGCCUUCCUCUGCCUCGUCCUGGUGGUGCUGCUCUAUAAGUACAUGCAGAAACCCAAAUUCCAAAUCCAGUGGAAAGUCAUCGAGAGUAUCCACGGCAACAACUACAUCUACUUUGACCCCACCCAGCUUCCUUACGACUCCAAAUGGGAGUUUCCUCGGCAGAAACUGCGCUUCGGAAAAACUCUCGGUUCCGGAGCGUUUGGAAAGGUGGUGAGGGCCACGGCGUACGGCCUGUGCUCGGCCGACACGGUCACCACCGUCGCCGUCAAGCUCCUCAAGCCCAACGCUCACGCCACGGAGAAGGAGGCGCUGAUGUCCGAGCUGAAGGUGCUGAGUUACCUCGGCAACCACAUGAACAUCGUCAACCUGCUGGGAGCCUGCACGGUCGCGGGUCCAAUUUUAGUGAUCACCGAAUACUGUUGCUAUGGCGACCUCCUCAACUUCCUGCGCAGGAAAAGAGAGUCCUUCCUAAAUUCCCAAACGGGCGACGGUUACUAUCGCAACGUCGCCAAGCAAACGGAGCCUGCGAGGGAAGCCACCGGCACAGAAUACGUGACCAUGCGUCCCUCGGAGAAAGAAAGGUCCUCCCAGUCAGAAGACGUGGACGAGCUUUCUUUGGCCGCUGAAGAUCUGCUGAGCUUCUCCUACCAAGCGGCCAAAGGGAUGGAGUACAUCACCUCUAAAAAUUGCAUCCACAGGGAUCUCGCAGCCAGAAACGUUCUACUGACUCACGGCAGGGUGGCCAAGAUCUGCGACUUCGGCUUGGCGCGGGACAUCACCACCGACGCCAGCUACGUACUGCGAGGAAAUGCACGUCUUCCGGUCAAGUGGAUGUCUCCCGAGAGCAUCUUCGAUUGCGUCUACACUUACGAGAGCGACGUGUGGUCCUACGGCAUCUUGCUAUGGGAAAUCUUCUCGCUGGGUAGCGGCCCCUACCCCGGGAUGCAGGUGGGCUCGACCUUUUAUCGACUGAUUCAGGAGGGCCACAGGAUGAGCAGGCCUGAGUUUGCGCCCAUUGAGAUGUAUGAUAUGAUGCUCUCGUGCUGGAAUCAGGACCCUUUGAAAAGACCCUCUUUUAGAAAACUGGUGGAGAAGACUGAGCUUCUUCUGUCAGAAAACACGCGGAAUAUUUACCUGAGGCUGAGCAACGCCGCGGAUUCCUCGGAGCACCAGAGGGCGGCGCCGUCGCGGAGGCUGAGCUCCGUCUGCAGCACCACGGCCCCCACCCAGCCUUUACUGCAGAAUACCGCGGACGUCUUCCUGGAAUAUGUCUGAUCCACUCCGCACGAGUAGAGAACCAUACAGAACGCUUGCACGUUGAAUUGGAACUGGAGUGAUCCUCAGCUGCAUGCAUGCAGCAAGUCUUGCAGAAACACAUUCCACAAAUAUGGCCGACGUGCUGUGCUGAAACUGCUACACUUUGCCACGGAAAUUCAACAGUUUGCCUUCUUUUCAUGCGUAGCAGAAGGUUCCAUUAAAAAAAACAGUCAAGAAAAACACUUUUGUUACUACUACUACUAAUACUAGUAACACUACAUUUGGAACUGCUACAAAAUUCUUGUGGGUAGAGGCUGCAUUUACGCGCACAAGCGCUGAGGCAGAACAAAUUUUACAAAACCAAAUGAAGGUGGGCCAUUGUGGAAAAUGUACACAAAAACAGAAUACAAUGACCUGCAGAUCCUUUUCAACGGUACGUUCAACUGAAAAAGACUAAAAAGACAAGAUAGCGAAGGUUCAAAGAAAUACAAGCUGUGUAAAAGCCUCAAAUGGCCGCGUUGAAACACGAGAUAAUUACAAAGAAAGACGGUAAACAGAGAGUUUAACGCUAACGCUAGCGCCGCGCCAACAGGGCCGGUUAAAAAUAAACACACCGGUAAAAAUCACUGAGACACGGCAGUGACACGCCAGCGCAGAGCUAACAAGGCCAGACCGGUAAAAGUCACUUCCUCGGCACAUAUAUUCCACCGGUCUCACUCUUACCUUUUUCGCUUGGGUGCCCCCUUCCAGCUGUUAGAAAAAAAAAUUGCAUAAAUUGGCCGCACCACCGCAUAAACCGCCGGGUUGAAAGUGUGUGAAAAAAAGUCGUGGCUAAUAAGCCGGAAAUUACGGUAAUUUCUUUCCCAUUGAGGAGAAUGACGUACUUUACAACUUUGGUUGCUCAGCAGUUCGGCUGUCUGCUGUUGUAUUUUUUUCCUAAUGAAAAAGAAAAAGAUUUUGCUCGGAUGGCAGCAUAUGUGGCUCCAAAACGUCCUGUACGUGGAUUUUUUCGCCAUGGGCGCUAACGCUCCUACAUACCAUCCCAGAUGCUGGCUUUUGAAAUUAACGCCGAUAACAAUCUGGAACAUCCUUUUUGUCUUUGAGGUGGACAAAAAGAGCCACGAUUUCCAAAUGUGGACUCAUCAGACCGCUGCGCACUUUGCCACCUGACGUCAGUCCGUCUCACAUGAGCCGCCUUUUUAGGGUAGUCAACCGAAUCGGGUUUGGAAAUGAUUGUAUUCCGUUUUCACUUGCGUUUUACACAAUGCCCCAACUUUGUCGGAAUACUGGGUUUGUAAAUGUACGCAACAAACACACACUAGAUACAACCUGCGGUAAUGUCCCGUCUAUUGAUCCGUGCGGUACAAUUUCAGGUUGACGUCACCAAAAAGCCAACAGCAGCGCUAACUGCCCAUCGUGUACAACAUGAGCGUCGGUGUGGCGCCGAUGGGGGUGUCCAGCCUCUGAUCAUAUCUAAAGCUCGCAUUUGGUUGUAGUCACUUUUUGCUGAUUACAGUUUUGUUUGUCAGACCAUGCUAUCUUGAAAUAGUCGUGAGCUUGUAGCCUAAUAGCUAUCUUACAGUAUCUUAACUUAGCAUCAGGAUCAGCAACACAAAAAGACUUUGUCCGUUUGAAUCGGUAAAGACAGCCCCCUGAGCUAGCUUAUCUUCAAAUCCAUACUAGGGCCGACUUGAAACACAGAAAGCUCUCAAAUCAUCUUGGCUUGAUCCAAGUAGCUUGCUAGCUAUCUUAAUUUAGCAUCAAAACUGAAAGCUCACCAUUUCUUCUUCUUCUUUUCCUUUCGGCUUGUCCCCAAGGCAGCUUGUUAGUUACCCCUUAGUUCCAAGACUUGGAAUACAGUUCUUUUGGUUUUCUGGCAGCUACCAGGCUUCGCUCACUUGAAACCAAUAGUUCUCAUCUUGGUUUAUUACAAAACUGGAAAUACAGAAAGCUCCCAAACUCAGUUAUGUUUUAUCACCGAAAUGGCGUGUUUGUUACCGUAUCUUGGCACCAAACCGCAAUUAAAAAGGGUCACUAAGCUGCGAUAAGUGAGUAGCUAGCUACCUUAGCAUGAAAACUCGACGCGUACUGUAAGCGUCCCCCAACCGCAGCAGGUGUACUAGCUACGCAUCCAAAUAAGAAAUGGAAAAACUGUUACGCUGCCUGCUGUGAAAAUCCUAAAAUAGCUUCAAAUAUUUUGGGGGUUUUUAAUUUUGGCACUUAUAGCUUGGCUUUUUGUACCUUUGUGGUUUCCCUUGCGAAUCAUUAGUCCGGUGGAACACAAUCGACCGUAUUCGCCACUAUGUGAUGUCUUCAUCGAGUGUCACCACGACAUGCAAGCGCAAACUCCUUGUAAAGACCCCCCUAAAAAAAAGAGAAACUGUUAGAAAUUCUUACAUGAGCAUUGCACAUUUGACCUUGAACAGGUCAAGUGGGAUGGAUGUAAGAAUAUGUAUUUGUGUGGUUAGGGUUAAUCUUAGUUUAGCGUUCAGGAUUGGUGCGUGUGUGUGCUCUUCGUUUUGACUCGUCACGUGUGUAUUCAUUGUAAAUAUGAUAGAGAUGUGCCUUUAGAUUUGGACCGGCUAAGUCUGGUGGUCACGAGGGGACACGGUCCGGUUUGGAGGCCCCCUGCAGUUUUGAUACCGUUUGUCGACUUGUUAUAAUAAAGAAAGUACCAGUGAAGGUAGAGGCAACAACGUGUCCAUUUUUUUUUUUUGUCGUCA
Molecule: messenger RNA, 5606 nt
Organism: Syngnathoides biaculeatus (alligator pipefish)
Lineage: Eukaryota; Metazoa; Chordata; Actinopteri; Syngnathiformes; Syngnathidae
Gene: kitb
Product: KIT proto-oncogene, receptor tyrosine kinase b
Exons: 21
Coding region: 31-2901 (956 amino acids)
Biological process (GO): B cell differentiation; Fc receptor signaling pathway; positive regulation of cell migration
Cellular component (GO): signaling receptor complex
Molecular function (GO): cytokine binding; transmembrane receptor protein tyrosine kinase activity; ATP binding
Source: RefSeq, a predicted model, not a curated record